Cyclocybe aegerita is the source of this 588-nucleotide messenger RNA. The record is from the annotation of a GenBank genome assembly. Lineage: Eukaryota; Fungi; Basidiomycota; Agaricomycetes; Agaricales; Hemipholiotaceae.
AUGGUCAAUUGUCUUGGCUCUAAUCUCAUUGUCAACUGCGGACGUCGGCCAGGAGGCAGCUUCCAAUCGUUUAGAAAGGUGCGAUCUACGCCAUCUCUUUUACAUGCGGCUCCUGUCCCCGAGCUACCAGACGCCAUCCGAGCCGAGUAUACUGCACAUACACCCUUGCGAUUGACCAUCCUGCUAAUGAAAGCCGGAUGCAAGAGGACGGUGCGGCGUCGAGGUACAGCGUCACCUUGCAUUUUCUGGCCUCCCGGCAAACACCGCCCCGUCCUCUGCUCCGGCUUCCCAACCCGUACUACCAAGACACCUCCUGCUCUUUCAACUCACGACUUCGGGGCUGAAGUCUACCAAAAACACCUACUCAUAGACCCAAUGGCGACGACGAGGUCCAGCACGAGGGUACUUGAUACCCCGACACCCCAACGUCUUGCCUUUGCCGCGCCUCCCUUCACCGCCCAAACCCGCCACCACCGGGGUCAAAUAGUUGUACGUGUUACUGUUGCAAAAAUAAUUCACAUUUCGCGAGUGCAGUAUGCAAAUGCCACAGUAUCUCACACACCACCGCCUUCCUCCCUUCCAUUGUAA